AUGUCUUGCCAUAUCAACGAAACAGUUUUUACAAACUUUAAUCUGUUUAUUUUGGAUAGCAAACCCACCAAAAAGUAUAACUAUAAAGAUGAAAAAAAUAUUUGUUUAGCUAGUGAAAACGGUGAAGAUUCGUCCAAUCAAGAAAGUACAAUUUUGUCGUGCCCAAUUGUUUCAUGCCAUUUUAAAGGAUAUCUAAAUAUUUUGCAAGCUCAUUUAAUGCAAAAGCACUACUCCGAAGUUGUUUUCAACAAAGAAGUUACAAGAAAUUGUUCGGAUAAAGAUCAACAAUGGACUAUGAUGUGCUUUAAUAGCGUAUUUCAAUGCAAGUAUUACUUUUACGAGGAAUUUGUUGAAAUAUUUAUCAGUCAGAUAGAUAUGCAAGAAAAGACGUAUGGAUAUGAGGCUACAAUGUUAUCCAACAAAAAUUGUAUCACAAAAACAACAAAAUGUAGAAACUUUAGUAAUUCUAUUUUGGAGAAAGGAAUUACUUUUAAUGUUAGUGACUUUGUUAGUUCAAACAGGGAUAUUGCGCUAAAAAUUAAGUUAAGGAUUUUUGUGUAUGAGUAA
This is a messenger RNA of Brassicogethes aeneus, 567 nucleotides long. Lineage: Eukaryota; Metazoa; Arthropoda; Insecta; Coleoptera; Nitidulidae. The record is from the annotation of a GenBank genome assembly.